Molecule: messenger RNA, 1830 nt
Organism: Pseudovirgaria hyperparasitica
Lineage: Eukaryota; Fungi; Ascomycota; Dothideomycetes; Acrospermales; Acrospermaceae
Product: PIG-X-domain-containing protein
Exons: 4
Coding region: 99-1607 (502 amino acids)
Biological process (GO): GPI anchor biosynthetic process; protein processing
Cellular component (GO): glycosylphosphatidylinositol-mannosyltransferase I complex; endoplasmic reticulum membrane
Molecular function (GO): mannosyltransferase activity
Source: RefSeq, a predicted model, not a curated record
GUCAUGUCUGAUGCUAGGAGCUUGCAAGACGGGUUUCUUGUUAUUAAGACCAACUACGCAUCUUAGCUAGAGUUCAAGCUUGGUUUUCGGAACCGAAAAUGAAACACAGAAUUACAUACUUUCUGCAUGAUCCGUCUGAGUUUGAUAUAUCUCAAAUUGAAGUAAAGUCCGAUGCACUUUCUGUAGACUCAUUGGAUGCCGCGAAGGAGCAUCGGAUAACACUCGGUUUGAGUGAACUUCCCCCCGAACUUCGGAGAGCUUUAUCAGAAUGUUAUGAGCUUCACCUUCGGUGGACGCGGCCCACGCCCUACUACCAUGUGUCUCCUUUACUGUCACGGUCAUCUUCAGGAAUGCAUCUCUUUUACACUCCACAACUAGGGAGCUCUCAGAACUUCUUCUGCUCAGCCUUCAAGCAGAUAUUCGGGGAUGACCUGAAGUGUAUCAAUCCAGCAACAACGUUCACUAAUGUCUCAAUCCUCUCCGAACGCUUUGCCACAGGUGCAUCUCAACAGUAUCAUACAAUGCUUUCCAGCCUCGCUGAGCUUAUCACAUAUCUAUCGCACAAAGUCUGUAAAGGCCGCGAUUAUGCCUGCAUUAAACAAAUGCAGUCACUUUCCAGUGCCGCCUAUCUCGACAUUGACUAUGACACGAUCUCUCACGCCCUAACAUUCACAGCAUUCUGGGACUCCGCCCCUUCCUCUCACGGUUGGACAGACAAGCAUUCUCAGCUUGGCCCAACACAUCAAACCGAAGUUGGCAUCCUGAACUCAGAAACUCCAACAGAGCCUGAAGAGCUUAAACUAGGUGGUUUUCUCACCGUCAUUGGCGAGGACGAUCACCCGAGUCCAACGCUGUUUGCCUUUCCGUCCCGGCAUCAGCCACUCCCUCAAUCAUCGGAGCUCGACUACCGAACAGCUUUCCGUGACCCAACCGGGCUCCAUCCUGUACUACAGCUAAUCUUUCCUUCCUCUCAACUGGAAAGCCCAGGUGAAUCCUGUGCUCUGCAUACAUACCUCACGCUGCCGUCAUACCUUUUCAUUGAUAAGUACCAACUCUCCGACCCGCUAUUUCUAGCUUCGCAAAACCUAGUAGCCCUGCACUCGAUUGCAGGUGAGACAGAUCUAGAGGCGCCUGACUGGAUUAUCAAGACGUGGGGUUCAGCCGCCCUUUUAGAGCUCUCAACCUCAAUCAGUACUAGUGCUUCGGCUGAUGAAGAGCUGACAGUGUCCAUACCGCUACAUCUGAGGUAUCUAUCUCCGAGCAAUGCUACCUUGGGUCAAAUUCAAGUUCCAGUUCCGUGGCCGAUUGUGUUCUGGGCAUGUGUGGCAGAUGAGGGAACAAAGAUGAAUGUGAACCCGUUCGAUAGGGUAAAUCUGGGAUACGACGGAUUGUUUGGGCCUAGGACAAUGUUCUACCAUGUACCUACAGCACCGACAAAGAUCCUGGUUCAACAUGUGCGGGUCCCGAUUCUGAACCUUGAUGACGCACAGUAUGUGGAGAUUGGAACAGUAUUUGCGAUUGCGUUAGGGUCGCUAUGGGUAUUGUGGAAGUUGCUGAGAGUGUGGACUGGAGGGUACCAUGAAAACGUGUCUAAGAAGACGCAAUGAAGUCGCGCGACGAUUACAGUGUAGGAUCAAGUUCUAGAGUAUGAUAUUGGCCUCGACCUUUAGACUCUGCAUGUGCGAGAGAAGAUAGUAUAGUCUCCCCUUGUCAGGCGCCCGCACUUCAUCCAAGUCUCCUGCAUAGGCAGGUAUUUACGAAAUAUAUUGCUCUCAUUGGAAUACAGUUUGUGUGACCAAUGCACACCAUUGAGUAGUACGCGUUGAAGAG